Molecule: messenger RNA, 702 nt
Organism: Acanthosepion pharaonis
Lineage: Eukaryota; Metazoa; Mollusca; Cephalopoda; Sepiida; Sepiidae
Source: the annotation of a GenBank genome assembly
AUGUCACUUGAAGUCUGGAUGUCUGCCUACAGUGCUUCAGGUGGUAUACCAUCAGGUCCUGCUGCUUUGCCUGACUUAAGAGACUUGAUGGCCUUGGUGAUCUCAUUCUUGGUAACGGGGCCAGUGUUAAUGUCGAAUAGUUUGUUAGGUGGUGAAAUAUCUGGUGGAAAAGAUGGUGUGUGUCUGUUAAGUGUUUCACCCAUCUUGCUCUCUGUUCCUCUUACCCUAAGAUGGUACUGCCAUUCUGGUCUUACUGUUUUUCCCAGAGAGAGUCCUUGUGGUUUCAUACAGCCUUUUCAUGUUUCCUUGGCUCACUGCAGUCUCUGCUUCAUGGGCCAGGUCCUCAAUGAAGUUUCUCUUGUCUUUUCUCAGACUUAUCUUCACUUCCGAAUUUUUCUCCCAGUAGCGUGUUUGCAAUUCCUGCUUCUCUUCUUGGUCUUGGGUUUGGUUGAUCUGGUCUUUCUGUUCUUUUCUCUUGGUGAUCAAUGCCCAUGUUUCUGUUGUCAACCACUCCUUGUGUUUCUUUGUCUUCCUCUCUAUGAUUGUUUGACAUGUUGUUUUUCAGGGGUCGUGCAGGAUAUGCCACUGUUCUUCUAUUGUUUCUUCUGGCAGCUGGGAAAGCAGGCUGAACUUGUUCCUCAGUUCCAGCUUGAAUUCUUCUGCUUUCCCCCCUCACUUUCUCUCUCAGGCUAUUCAUGUUGA